Messenger RNA from Salvelinus sp. IW2-2015, 4332 nucleotides. Lineage: Eukaryota; Metazoa; Chordata; Actinopteri; Salmoniformes; Salmonidae. The record is from RefSeq and is a predicted model, not a curated record.
AUGGAUGGGGAACGCAUAGUGGGUAUGUUUGAGGUGGGGUUGUGCAGUYUGACUCUGAAGAGGUUGGUGGUCCUGAGGGAGCUGGACAAGGAGCUCAUCUCUGUGGUCAUCGCUGUCAAGAUCCAGGGUUCCAAGARRAUCCUGAGGUCCCAUGAGAUAGUGCUGCCCCCUAGUGGCUCAGUGGAGACUGACCUGGCUCUCACCUUCUCACUGCAGUACCCUCACUUCCUGAAGAGUGAGGGUAACAAGCUCCAGAUCCUGCUGCAGAGGAGGAAGAGAUACAAGAACAGGACUAUCCUGGGAUACAAGACCCUGGCUGUAGGAACCAUCGAUAUGGCUGAGGUGAUGCAGCAGCCUACGGAGGGGGGCCAGGUUCUGUCUCUGUGCAGUAACCAGAAGGAGACGCUGGGUAAAGUAGCUGAUAUCUGGAUCUUCUCUCUGUCCAGUCAGCCCAUAGACUAUGAGGAGGCCGCUCUGCAGGAGGGAACCAAGAUCAAAUGCUCAGUACUGGAGCGGGAGCAGCAGCCUACGGAGGGGGCGCAGGUUCUGUCUCUGUGCAGUAACCAGAAGGAGACGCUGGGUAAAGUAGCUGAUAUCUGGAUCUUCUCUCUGUCCAGUCAGCCCAUAGACUAUGAGGAGGCCGCUCUGCAGGAGGGAACCAAGAUCAAAUGCUCAGUGUCUCUUCAGGACCUGGAGGAUGAUGAGUAUGAUGUGAGGAAGCCUAAGAAGCAGAGGAGGUCCAUCGUAAGAACUGCUUCAAUCACCAGGCAGCAGAACUUUAAACAGAGAGUUGUGGCCCUGCUGAAGAGGUUUAGAGUCUCAGACGAGGUGUUGGACUCGGAGCAGGACCCGGCAGAGCCCCCUCCAGAGGUAGAGGAGGAUCUGGACCUAGAGAGUCUGGAGUUUGAGAACCCCAGUGACAGUGGACCAGAACUAGACGAUGACGACAGUGUCCUCAGCACCCCGAAACCYAARCUCAAGCCAUAUUUCGAGGGCCUUUCUCUCUCCAGUUCUCAGACAGAGAUCGGCAUCCACACCAGCCCGGUUAUUAGUAACACAGAACCACCCAGCCCGACUGAACCGGACCAGACUAAGAGCAGCGGAGACACGUUCCAGGUGGACAGUGUCUCAGAGAAGGGCUCAUUUGAGCAACCAGAGGCAGUGACCCCCACGACAGAGCUGGAGAUGGACAACAUGGACACCUUCCUGGAGAAGCUGCCCCCUACUGGCAAGAUGAAGAAGACCGAGUCCCUCAUCAUCCCAUCCAACAGAUGGCAGGAACCUAAGUUGGCGGGGAGGAGAGGGAGGAGUACAUCCCUAAAGGAGCGCCAGCCCAACAGACCACAGAACGAGAGAGCCAACAGCCUGGAUAACGAACGCUCCCUCGACACACACUGCCAUCUACAGAUCCCCAGGAAGACCGUGUAUGACCAGCUCAACCACAUCCUGGUGUCUGAYCACCAGCUACCUGACAGCAUCAUCCUCAUCAACACAUCUGAUUGGCAGGGCCAGUAUCUGUCAGGUGUUCUCCAGAGCCAGCACCUCCCGGUGGUGUGUACCUGUACUACAGCAGACAUCCAGGCCGCCUUCAACACCAUCGUCUCACGCAUUCAGAGAUUCUGUAACUGUAACAGCCAGACGCCCAUCCCCAUAAAGAUAGCUGUGGCUGGGGCCCAACACUACCUCGGUGCAGUCCUCAGGCUGUUUGUAGACCACCUGUCUUACAAGACCCCUGAUUGGCUAGGCUACAUGAGGUUCCUGAUCAUACCACUAGGAUCUCACCCGGUCUCCAAGUACCUGGGUACCAUCGACUAUCGAUACAACAGUUUAUUCCAGGAUACAGCGUGGAGGGACCUCUUUCACAAGCCAGAAGCUCCAGUCAUAGUGCAGGAGAGUCCAGAUGUGGUUUCCAGGGUAACCCAGUAUAUUGUCGGGGCCAACGGAGUUCACCAGCUCCCCAUCGCUGAGGCCAUGCUCACAUACAAACAGAAGAGCCCAGACGAGGACUCUUGUCAGAAGUUCAUCCCCUUUAUUGGGAUGGUGAAAGUUGGACUGGUGGAACAGUCAUCAGCAACAUCAGGUGACUCGGACGAUGCAGCUCCCAUGGCGACAGCCCUCCUCUCCUCCACCCCUCCUCAGRUGUCCCCCGCCCUGAAGGAAGCCACGCCCACCCCUCCCUCCUCCCCCUCUGUCAACACAAGCUUCAGCUCAUACAGUUCUCCCCAGGGGGAGCUGAUGGGACUACAGGUGGACUACUGGGUGGCUCCGUCCCCGGCUGACAGGAAGAGAGACGUGGAGAAAAGGGACUCGUCUUCCUCUAAGAACACUCUGAAGUGUACGUUCCGCUCGCUGCAGGUCAGCAGGCUCCCCCAGGCCGGGGCCCAGCCACAGCCCGCCAUGUCCAUGACUGUGGUCACGAAGGAGAAGAACAAGAAGGUAAUAUUCCUGCCAAAGAAGACUAAAGACAAGGAUGUGGAGUCUAAGAGCCAGGUGAUCGAUGGCAUCAGUCGACUGAUCUGCACUGCCAAGCACCAGCAGACCAUGCUGAGGGUGCUGAUUGACGGCGUGGAGUGGAAUGACGUCAAGUUUUUCCAGUUGGCGGCACAGUGGUCGUCACACGUCAAACAUUUCCCCAUCGGGAUCUUUGGACACAGUAAAGGGCCUUACUAACAAGCGACGGGUUACCAUAGUAGCGACACCGUUACCAGAGACUCAUCUGUAACAGAGGACAACGCCCCCUCCCUCAUGUGCCAAUAGCUUUUAUAAUAGCCAACCCCCCCUCUCCCGCACAUCUUAGACUGGUCCCAGAUCUGUCUAACUCCUAUGGUCAUUGUCAAGCCAAACGUUGGCAAAGCAGCACAAACAGAUCUGGGACCAGGCUACACACAUCUGCCCACCCCACUGUCUYAAUUUAAGCCCCAGAUUUUACCUAUUGUUUAUACUUCUGUGUUUGUUGUUGUGUUUAUUAUAAAAGUUCCCAAGGCAACGCUGUCAUAAGGAGAUUUGGUUCUCACCAAGCUUUUUUUUUUAAAAAUCCUGCUGAUUUUCUAUAGACUUUUGAAGAAGUAAAAGACGAGCGGAAACCUAAUUAAAUAAAUAGUUUGAAAAACUCCUAACUAGUGAUGCAUAACAUUUCGGCACCCUCCCUCCCCUCCUCUUUGCUUUUUAUUAAUGUGGCAAAGAUAGAUUGUAUCAAACAAUUUGCCAGGCACAAUUUAACAAGAUAAGUCCUAGUCAAGAUCACUUUGUAACCAAAAGGCCCUGAAACGAUGGAAGAUGGACAACACAUAAAAGAUGACUUAUCUUGUCAUCCUUGGAGGAAGUGGUCUGGAUCCUGGACUGAAACCAUUCUAGCGCACCCAGAGUCCUGGGGUGUAUUCAUUAGGAACCAAACAUAACCAAACAUAACCAAACAUAAUGGAAAAACGGGAAAGGAACCUACCUGAAUUUGUCCAAAAAAAGACAACUAUUUCGUUGCUAAACGUUUUCCCCGUUGCACUGCGGUUUGCUACACUGUGCACUAAUGAAUACUCCCCUAAGGACAGUGGCUCCUGUUGUUGUAGCAGGCCACUGAGACCCUCUGCACUCAUCGGAAGAAGACUAACAUGCACAAUAGACUUACUGUAGCCUGAAAUCCAGACCUGUUCUGUGCUAUUAUUCCACUCUUUUUUUUAAAACUCUGUGUCAUAUGUUUGGUGAAUGACAAGGAGUGGAAUGAUGGCACAAACAGACUGAUACCCAGGCUACAUAAUACUGUAUAUGUCCUGUACAUCCAAUCAAUUAUAUGUAAACACAACUCAUAAUUGAGAUGGAACUGACCCUGCACUAACUAAUGGUUGGUGCAUCUCUCUCUCUAACACUUUCUUUUUCACCUUCCCUUCUUUUGAAAGGGAGCAAUGGGUGUGCCACCAGCAGAGAAUAUCUGAUAACAUAUCCCCGUCCUCCUUUAUCAUCUCUCCCUCAUCGGUCCCGUCCUCUCUUUAUCUCACAGCAACCACACAUCUUCUAGGCAGAAUACUAGACAGACUGCAGCUCACUCAUUUUCCUACUCCCAGAGCCAUGUGUGUUAAGAGAGUUGGGACAUUGACGUUAUCUGCAUUGACGCAUUUUUACAUGACAACGUCAACGUUCUAUAGCAGCCAUGUUUGCUCCYCCCCAUUAACUUUACAUACGGAAUAUUUAAAUAAUGCUAUUCAACUGAAUGUGUAGGAUUAGAACAAUAUUCCAAAUUGUAAAAGCCCAGCUUCUCUAAAUGCAGUACAUUCAUAAAGUAUUCAGACCUCUUGACUUUUUCCACAUUUUGUUACGUUACAGCCUUAUUCCUUCGACCUC